UUCUGCUCUGUGUUGGAAUAUGAUGACUGUCGACAUGAGGUGAAGUGGCUUUAUGAGAGGAAACGGGAAAAACCCUCAGAUAUGAAAAUAUACCAACAUUCCUGCUCUGCCACUGUGACAUUUCCAACGUCUCAUCAGAAAUUAAACAUUUAUCCGUCACUAACAUGUAAAGUCACAAACUCAGUCACUAAAGCAGUUCAGCUGAUCCCCUUCAGUCUUCAGUCCUCAGAGGUGACCCAGUCAACACCAACAGCAACACAUCACUGGACAUCUGCAGGGAGCAACAAGGAAGUUAAACAACAAGAUAUUUUCAGUUUGUUGCGAUGGAUCGUUGUGUCUGCGGCUUUAGCAGCUCUGGUAAUAUCGGUCGUUAUUCUCAACCUGUGGUUGAAAACUAAAGGAAAUAAAAAACAAAAUGAGCAAAACCUGGAGUGUAACCAUGAAGAUGAAGAUGAAGGUGUAGAGAUUUAUGAAAACUGAAGAGAUUUGUGCUGCUGUCAGGAAGAACUGAUCAACAACUUCAGCAUCAGCUUCCAGCAGGAAUGAGAGCUCUGCUUAUGAUGAAUAUCUCAUUAUAUUUAACACCAGCAGAUGAUCAUAGAAAAACUGAUUAUCUUAAAAAGUUACAUCUCUUCUUAUCAGCUUUAGCCUGAAACUUCAUUUAUGAAAACUUUUUUUUUUUGCUUCUGACCCCCACAACAUUCCUUACUGCAUCAUUUGUUUAAUAUUUGGGGAGUUAAAAUCUUAACAAUGAAUGAAAUUAUAAACAAGAAUCAACAUGAAACUUUUUAAAUAUAUUUUUAAACUGAAAAAAUGUGCAACUCAUUGUAAUGUAAUAAUGCAGUCCAAACUCCUCAAUUUGACCACAAAUCAAGUCUUUGCUAUAAAUGACUCUCUUUGACCACCAGGGGGUGAUGUAGCAGUUAAUGAGGUUAUUGUGGUAAAAAAAAAAAAUCAGAGAAAGUUUAUAUUGCAAUUGUUUAUCAAUUAAAAAUGGUUUCAUGGUUGUUUAUUGGAAAAAAAUCCAGCAGAAAUUAAUACAGUCAAGUUGUUACAAAUAUCAAUAUCCUGAAGGUAUUUUUAUGUUUAUUGUUUACUUCUUUGUUCUGAGUGAAAAUUCUUUAUAACAUUUAUAACAAAUAUUUAGUACCUUCAUUAUUUAACUAUGUUAAUCUAUUGGAACAAGAGAAAAAAAUCAAACAUCACAAAGGAAAGAUCACAAUAAACAAAUAAGAAAUAAAAAAAUAUACAUUAUCUAUUAGAAUUACACCAAGGUUCCACUAGGUGGCAGCACAGUUGAGUUCCAUUGAUUCAUAAAACUCCCGUUUCUUGCUUAAAGUUCCUUUAUAUCGUUUUUAAAUAUGUUUUUGUAUAUGUAUUUUAAAUCUGUAACUUGAUAAUAUGAGUGUCAAUAUAUUUCUUGUUUAUUUUAUUGAAUUAAAGUGAAUUUCUUAAUUUAAAUGUUGAUUUUUUUUAUCUUUAUUUUUUUUUUUACAUUUUUGCUGUUUACUAAAAAAUAGAGAUAUUAUUUUAAUAAGUGUUCUUCUUAAUCACAUUUUGUGGAGCAAUUUUGAUGUGUAUUUUGUAACUUAAACUGAUCAGUCAGAUAAAAGGAAGUCAACAUCACCAUAAUGAGUUGUCAUGGAAACUUACAUGACUCAUCAAUGUGUUAACCACAAAUGCUGCUGAUCAUUGGUGGACAAAUAUAUCUCCUCUGCUGCUGCUGUCACAUUCUCAGAAUAAUACUUCCCCUUCAGUUCUCAGAAAAAAAUACCUGAGUUAAAACAAGGAAGCAACAAACAUGAGAGGAGAAACAUCUCAGUUGAGUUCAGUAAUAUAACUUCUUCAGAAGAUUGCAGAGCGAACAGGAGAAUAAUUCUGUGUCAUCACCGAAUCCUGAGUUUGUAAACAUCGACAUCUGCAGCUAAAUUAUCAAGUAUAAACGGUUAAACUCACAGGGCACAGUCACUGAGAGGAAGUGAUGCAACUGAAAACGGCAUGAAUGUAUUUUUAAGCAGAACCAACGUUAGAGACUGAAUCAUUAGUGAAAAUAACAGAGCAGUAAGGCACCAUGGCUGCUUUCAGAUGGAUUCAAAUGGUUUUACUUCUGAUCCUCAUGAUUCAGUUUAAAGCACAAACUGAGACGCAGCAAACCUUCCUUACUGUCAGAGAUGGAAAUGAAGUCACUUUGCCUUGUGGAAACAGAAGAGACACACAGGAUAAAUCUGAUAAUACUAUUUGGGUCUUCAAUAAUAAACAUAAAUCUGAAACAAGAAAGCUGGUCAAACUUGAAAGUUCUCACAGAGAAAUGAAAACUAUAUCAGACAGACUGAGUGUUACAGCAAACGGUUCUCUGCUUCUACAUAAAGUCACAGAGGUUGAUGCUGGUCGGUACACAUGCCAUUGGAUCAAAUCAAGACAACUACAUGACUUUGUUGUGUAUCUAUCUGUAAUUACUAUAUUUUUCUCUUUAAUUUCUCUUUUUUCACCAGUUGUUGAGCAGGAGAAACCAGAUAAAGUCGCCUUGUUCUGCUCUGUGGUCUUUUAUGAUUACUGUCGACAUGAGGUGAAGUGGCUUUAUGAGGGGACAGAGGAAAAACCCUCAGAUAUGGAAAUAUACCAACAUUCCUGCUCUGAUUCUGUGACAUUUCCAACAUCUCAUCAGAAAUUAAACAUUUAUCCAUCACUAACAUGUAAAGUCACAAACUCAGUCACUAACGCAGUUCAGCUGAUCCCCUUCAGUCUUCAGUCCUCAGGUAAGGAAGUGAGUUUCCACUGCUGUAAAGUUAACAGGAAGCAGAUUUUUACUGUUGCUUUCUUUGAACUAGAGGUGACCCAGUCAACACCAACAGCAACACAUCACUGGACAUUUGCAGGGAGCAACAAGGAAGUUAAACAACAAGAUAUUUUCUAUUUGUUGAGAUGGAUCGUUGUGUCUGUGGGUUUAGCAGCUCUGGUGAUAUCGGUCGUUAUUCUCAACUUGUUGUUGAAAACUAAAGGAAAUAAAAAACAAAAUGAGCAAAACCUGGAGUGUAACCAUGAAGAUGAAGAUGAAGGUGUAGAGAUUUAUGAAAACUGAAGAGAUUUGUGCUGCUGUCAGGAAGAACUGAUCAACAACUUCAGCAUCAGCUUCCAGCAGGAAUGAGAGCUCUGCUUAUGAUGAAUAUCUCAUUAUAUUUAACACCAGCAGAUGAUCAUAGAAAAACUGAUUAUCUUAAAAAGUUACAUCUCUUCUUAUCAGCUUUAGCCUGAAACUUCAUUUAUGAAAACUUUUUUUUUUGCUUCUGACCCCCACAACAUUCCUUACUGCAUCAUUUGUUUAAUAUUUGGGGAGUUAAAAUCUUAACAAUGAAUGAAAUUAUGAACAAGAAUGAACAUGAAACUUUUUAAAUAUAUUUUUAAACUGAAAAAAUGUGCAACUCAUUGUAAUGUAAUAAUGCAGUCCAAACUCCUCAAUUUGACCACAAAUCAAGUCUUUGCUAUAAAUGACUCUCUUUGACCACCAGGGGGAGAUGUAGCAGUUAAUGAGGUUAUUGUGGUAAAAGAAAAUCAGAGAAAGUUCAUAUUCCAAUUUUUUAUCAAUUAAAAACGGUUUCAUGGUUGUUUAUUGGAAAAAAAUCCAGCAGAAAUUAAUACAGUCAAGUUUUUACAAAUAUCAAUAUCCUGAAGGUAUUUUUAUGUUUAUUGUUUACUUCUUUGUUCUGAGUGAAAAUCCUUCAUAACAUUUAUAACAAAUAUUUAGUACCUUCAUUAUUUAACUAUGUUAAUCUAUUGGACCAAGAGAAAAAAUCAAACAU
Molecule: messenger RNA, 3797 nt
Organism: Xiphophorus hellerii (green swordtail)
Lineage: Eukaryota; Metazoa; Chordata; Actinopteri; Cyprinodontiformes; Poeciliidae
Exons: 11
Coding region: 2072-3079 (335 amino acids)
Source: RefSeq, a predicted model, not a curated record